AUGGCAGAGGGGUCGAGGGAGCAGGGAGCACCAGGCAGCACAGAUCCGGAGGAAGACUCGCCUAAUAUGAUCGUCUACAGAAAGAUUGAAGAUAUUGUCACAAGAAUACAAGAUGAGAAAGCAGGAGGGGUGUCCAUCAGAACUGUCAAAAGUUUCCUCUCAAAGAUUCCCAGUGUUGUAUCAGGGGCGGACAUUGUGCAGUGGCUGAUGAAAAACUUGAACAUUGAAGAUCCAGCUGAAGCCAUCCACCUGGGGAGCCUCAUUGCUGCACACGGCUACAUCUUUCCCAUCUCCGACCACGUCCUGACGCUCAAAGAUGAUGGAACCCUUUACCGUUUUCAGUCUCCGUACUUCUGGCCUUCAAACUGCUGGGAGCCUGAGAACACAGACUACGCCAUUUACUUGUGCAAGCGAACCAUGCAGAAUAAAGCCAGACUUGAGCUUGCUGAUUAUGAAGCUGAGAACCUUGCGCGGCUGCAGAGAGCUUUUGCCAGGAAGUGGGAAUUCAUUUUCAUGCAGGCUGAGGCGCAAGUCAAAAUCGACAGAAAGAAGGACAAGGCAGAAAGGAAGAUCUUGGACAGCCAGGAGAGGGCGUUUUGGGACGUCCAUCGGCCAGUGCCAGGCUGCGUCAACACAACGGAGAUGGACAUCCGCAAGUGCCGAAGAGAGAAGAACCCACACAGGGUGAAGAAGUCAGUAUAUGGCGUUCCAGAUGAUGGCCAGAGCCAACCUAGUCCGGUGCACAUCAGCUCGCAGCCGGCCCGCAAGCCCACAAAAGAGGACGUACAAAAGGAAAUCUCCUUCCUGAACACCCAGCUGGACAGACAUUGCAUGAAGGUGUCCAAGGUCGCGGACAGUCUGAUGGGCUACACAGAGCAGUUCAUGGAGUACGACCCCCUCGUGUCUGCUGUGGAGCCGUCCAACCCCUGGAUCACCGAUGACACCAACUUCUGGGACAUGGAGACCAGUAAGGACCCCAACCAGCAGCGGGUGAAGAAAUGGGGCUUUUCUCUGGAGGAGGCGCUCAAGGAUCCAGCCGGGCGAGACAUGUUUCUGAAGUUCCUAGAGUCAGAAUUCAGCUCAGAGAAUCUCCGAUUCUGGUUGGCAGUGCAGGACUUGAAGCGGCGGCCGUUGCAGGAGGUGUCGUCCCGGGCUCAGGAGAUCUGGCAGGAGUUUCUGGCUGAAGGAGCUCCGAGUUCCAUCAACCUGGACUCCCACAGCUACGAGCGCACCAGCCAGAACCUCAAAGACCCCGGGCGCUACAGCUACGAGGACGCACAGGAGCACAUAUUCAAGCUAAUGAAAAGCGACAGCUAUGCACGAUUUUUGAGAUCCAACAUCUACCAAGACCUGCUGUUAGCCAGGAAAAAGCCACCUGCAGACCCCGACCAGGGCCGUCGCACCUCCCUGGAGAAGUUCACCCGCAGUGUGGGGAAGUCGUUGACAGGAAAGCGCCUCACGGGCCUCAUGCAGUCCUCCUGA
This is a messenger RNA of Boleophthalmus pectinirostris (great blue-spotted mudskipper), 1482 nucleotides long. RefSeq names its product regulator of G-protein signaling 6-like. The transcript is spliced from 16 exons. Bases 1 to 1482 code for a protein of 493 amino acids. The record is from RefSeq and is a predicted model, not a curated record. Gene Ontology annotation, biological process: regulation of G protein-coupled receptor signaling pathway; intracellular signal transduction; G protein-coupled receptor signaling pathway. Lineage: Eukaryota; Metazoa; Chordata; Actinopteri; Gobiiformes; Gobiidae.